Protopolystoma xenopodis is the source of this 207-nucleotide messenger RNA. The record is from the annotation of a GenBank genome assembly. Lineage: Eukaryota; Metazoa; Platyhelminthes; Monogenea; Polystomatidea; Polystomatidae.
AUGAAGGAAGAUGAGGAAGUAGAGAUGAAGGAGGAAGUGGAAGAAGAAGAGGAGAUAAAGGAAGAGGAGGACGUAGAGGAAAUUAUGAAAGAGGAGGAAAAAGAAAAGCCUAAGUUAGAGGAGGAAGAAGAAGAUGAGAUGAAGGAAGAUAAAGAAGUAGAUGAAAUGAAUCAGCAGGAGCAAAAAAACGAAGAAAUGAAAGAGUAG